AUGUCGGCCUCAUCAUCAACGACACCACCUCCGGCACCCGUCGAGCAAGGGCAGCAUAGCCCCGCAGAGACAAGCACCGCAACGGCCCCCGUCUUCAAGAAGCGAACCCGAACGGGCAAGGUGGGCCGCAUCGGCCUCUCGUCGUCGUCGUCGUCGUCGUCGUCACCAGCCAUCGCCACUUCCGCUGCACACGGCCCAUCACCAACGUCGGCAUCACCACCAUCAGCGACAGCUCCUCCGAAACACGACGACGCCACCGCCCCCGCUCCCUCGACCGCGGGGCACGACCAACCAGAGGGUGGUCCGCAUCACGGCGACAGCAACGACGCCGACAAAGACAACGCCGCCGCCGACCAGGACGAAGACUCGACGCCCAUCUCGGACCUCAUCACGCUCCGCCAGUUCACGCGGCGCCCGACGGGGAUAGCCCUCGACCGGCUCAACGUCGGCGACGUGGCGGCCAAAAAGAAGAAAAAGAAAAAGACGCACGCCGAAAUGACAAAAGAGGAGCGCUGGGAGGAACAGAUGCGCCGCGGCGGGCUCGUAUCCCACCCCAUGGCCGGCGGCGACGACGACGGAGACGCGGCGGCGGCAGACACCGACGAGCAGCAGGGCGCAAAGCGGCUCCUCCGCAAGGACAACUUCCAGACCGAGACGGGCACCGUCGACGUCGACAAGCACAUGAUGGCCUACAUCGAGUCGGAGCUGGCAAAGCGGCGACACCCUUCCGCCGGCGGUGCCGCCCAGGACGCGUCGUCGUCAACCUCCUCCUCGGCGACGACCACCGUCACCUCGUCGGCCUCGACGUCGGCAUCGACGCUCCAGAUCAGCCAGGACGACCUGUACCGCCUCUCGGAAAAGUACCGCGCGCUGCAGCGCUCGGCGCGCGAGCUGACGGGCAAGGUGGAAAAGACGCAGGAGGAGCAGGAGGGCAACGUCACCCUCUCGACGGCCAUGCUCAGCAGCAUCCCCGAAAUCGACCUCGGCAUCGACGCAAAGAUGCGCAACAUUGAAAAGACCGAGCGCGCCAAGCGCGACCUCGCCGGCAAGACGGAUGAGCGAGACGACCGAGAUGAAAGCUACGCCGCAGCUCGGUUCUUUCGACCGUCGUACAACCGCACGCGGACCGAUGCCGAGGCGUCGCAGCGUCGUGGCGAUCAACAGGGUGCCGGUGCCGGUGCCGGUGCGUCGAGGAGCAACAGGAGGGAGAUGGCGUCCGACCAGUUCGUCCUGGACCGCUUCAAGAAGCGCCAGCGCAACUUUCGGUAG
Molecule: messenger RNA, 1269 nt
Organism: Pseudozyma flocculosa PF-1
Lineage: Eukaryota; Fungi; Basidiomycota; Ustilaginomycetes; Ustilaginales; Ustilaginaceae
Exons: 3
Coding region: 1-1269 (422 amino acids)
Biological process (GO): mRNA splicing, via spliceosome
Cellular component (GO): spliceosomal complex
Source: RefSeq, a predicted model, not a curated record